Messenger RNA from Cryptomeria japonica (Japanese cedar), 498 nucleotides. RefSeq lists its product as uncharacterized. The coding region runs from base 1 to 498 and encodes 165 amino acids. The record is from RefSeq and is a predicted model, not a curated record. The transcript has a single exon. Lineage: Eukaryota; Viridiplantae; Streptophyta; Pinopsida; Cupressales; Cupressaceae. Gene Ontology annotation, molecular function: RNA-DNA hybrid ribonuclease activity; nucleic acid binding.
AUGGCUACCUGGGUUCCUCCUCCUCCGGGUCAUUAUAAACUCCAUUUUGAUGAUGCCUCCAAGGGGAACCCGGGCACGGCGGGGGCUGGUAUGGCCAUUCUAGAUCAUAAUGCAGUUUUAAUAUCUGCUCAAUGUCAUGCCCUUGGUUUUCAUUCAAACAACUUUGCUAAAUGUCAAGCUCUGUCACUUGGGAUUGACAUGGCUAUUUCCCUUGGGAUCAAACAUCUUCACAUUCAGGGGGACUCAAUGGUUGUUAUCCAAAGUGUUUUGAAUUGUAAAAGUAAUUGUUGGUAUUUGAAGUAUUUAAUUGACCACAUCUUGGAGAAAUUAUCUUUUUUUGAUACCUAUAUGUUAUCUCAUUGUUUUCGAGAGUUAAAUAAACUGGCAGAUUUCCUGGCUAAUUUGGCAAUUGACUCGGCUGCUUUUUAUAAAAAUGUGGAAAUUGGUGACAUUCCUCAAGAUGUCCUCCUCGGGUAUAUGCCUCUUCCCGAAGAUUAA